Molecule: messenger RNA, 765 nt
Organism: Capronia coronata CBS 617.96
Lineage: Eukaryota; Fungi; Ascomycota; Eurotiomycetes; Chaetothyriales; Herpotrichiellaceae
Product: ubiquitin carboxyl-terminal hydrolase L3
Exons: 2
Coding region: 1-765 (254 amino acids)
Biological process (GO): protein deubiquitination; ubiquitin-dependent protein catabolic process
Cellular component (GO): cytoplasm
Molecular function (GO): cysteine-type deubiquitinase activity
Source: RefSeq, a predicted model, not a curated record
AUGUCACACCAAGACGUCGACGUCGACGUGCCAGCCACGAGGAAGGCUUUCGUGCCACUCGAAAACAACCCCGAAGUCAUGACCAGUCUGGUGCGCGAACUGGGCCUCUCGCCCGCGAUCCAAUUCCACGACGUAUACUCGCUCACAGACCCAAGCCUCCUCGCAUUCCUGCCUCGCCCCGCGCUGGCUCUCCUCCUGGUCUUCCCUAUAACCGAGACGUACGAGAAAUACCGCGUGGCCGAAGACGCCUCGCGCGCCGACUACCAAGGCUCCGGCAACCCGGAGGACGUGGUGUGGUUCAAGCAGACGAUCCGCAACGCAUGCGGUCUGAUCGGCCUGCUGCACAGCGUCAGCAACGGUGGAGCCAGAGACCAUAUCGUCCCAGACAGCGAUCUGGACAAACUGCUCAAGCAGGCCGUUCCGCUGACGAACCCGGAUGAACGUGCGGACUUGCUCUACAACAGUCAGGCGCUGGAGGCGGCGCACGCCACGGCCGCGGCCAAGGGCGAUACCAGUGCGCCGGACGCCGAGGCGAAUGUGGAUCUGCAUUUCGUCGCGUUCGUCAAGGAUCAGGACGGGGAUCUGUGGGAGUUGGACGGCCGGAGGAAGGGGCCGAUCAAGAGAGGACGGUUGGGCCCGCAUGAAGAUGUCUUGAGUAAGAAGGGCCAGGAGUUGGGUGUCCAGUCGUUUUUGAAGAGGGAGGAAGAAGCUGGUGGGGGGGAGAUGCGGUUCAGUGUCAUCAUGCUGGGUCCUAGUCUGGAGUGA